UCGGGCCCCACUACUCGAACCGAAGAUCGGUUCGAGGUUUCAAAGUCCCUGAGACGAGAGGCAACGUCGUGAUCGUGCCAGUUCGCUUCUUUCGUUGCUGAAGUUCCAGACAGGAGGAGGAUGAAGACGUUACUCUCGAUCAUUUUCGCGCUACUCUGCAUCCAAGCAGCGCUUAGCGCUGAUCCUCAUGAGCAUAGCAAAGUGGUUUGUUAUUGGAAUAGCACCGCUUUCGAAAGAGAAGGUCCGGCAAAGUUUCAACUCGAUGACGUCAAGCCCGCUUUGUCUCUUUGCACACAUCUCGUUUACGGAUACGCUCAUAUCAAUUCCGAUUUUGAGAUCGUUCCCGGCUCGCCGAAUCUAGAUACCGGAUCGGGCUACUCGUAUUACAGACUCGCCACUCAGCUGAAACGAUCGUUUCCCGAUUUGAAAAUCUAUCUGAGCGUCGGAGGAAAUUCAGAUCCUUACGACGAGGAACACAAAUACCUAGUGCUGACUGAGACUUCGGAAGGCAGAACGAAAUUCAUUAACUCCGUGAAUCGCCUGUUAAACGAUUACGAUUUCGAUGGUAUCGAUCUGGCAUGGCAAUUCCCGCCAGUUAAACCCAAGAAACAGCGCAGCACUCUCGGUUCUUGGUGGCACGGUCUCAAAAAGAAAUUGGGCUACGGAAAAUUCCAAGACGAUAAGGAACAGGAGCAUCGCGACGGUUUCACCAUCUUAGUGCGUGAUCUCAAGACACAACUCAGACCACGAUUCAAGGCUCUGACCAUUACAGUGCUGCCUCACGUUAACGCCAGUGUCUACUACGACGCCAGACUGUUGGCGCCCAACAUCGAGGCUGUGCAUCUCUUCGCCUUCGAUCAGAAAACUCCGGAACGUAGUCCGAAAGAAGCCGAUUUUCCAGCACCAAUUUAUGGCAGUUAUGGACGCGUGGUGGAUGACAAUAUCGAUACCGCGUCAAGUUACGGACACGUGGGAGAUGACAAUAUUGAUGCCGCGGCAAGAUACUGGCUGGAGAAUGGCACUCCUGGCAGCAAGAUCGUCGUUGGGAUUCCGACGUACGCUAACACGUGGAAAUUGACGGCCGAGAGCCAGAUUUCCGGUGUGCCGCCCAUCGUGACUGACGGUCCUGGUACCCCUGGACCCCAUACCAACGACCCGGGAUUAUUGUCCUACGCCGAGAUGUGCGCCAAGUUGACUGAGCACGCGGCGGGAAGACUGCGACGCGUCGGAGACCCGUCCAAGAAAUACGGAAGCUAUGCUUAUCAGGCUUACAACGCUGAUACCGGAGCCGACGGGCUCUGGGCGGGUUAUGAGGAUCCGGAUACUGCCGGUAACAAGGCCGCGUUUGUAAAAUCCAAAGGACUUGGCGGUGUGGCAAUCGUGGAUCUGUCUCUUGACGAUUUCCGAGGUGUUUGCACCGGCGACAAAUAUCCCAUCGUCAGAGGAGCGAAGUAUAAGCUGUAGAGACGCAUGAAGCAAAAAAAUGAUCAUUCUGGAUUGUAUUUAAAGUCAUCGAAACUUCGAGAUGCGUAAUUUGUUCUUCAAAAGAUUUUUACGUUUUUAUUUGAUGAUAGUUAGGCCAUUGUUUGUAUGAGAGAAUUGAGUUUAUACACAUAUAUAUAUUUUAUCUAACGAAUAAACACCUUCAACAUUUUUAAUGAGAUUCAAAGAAAACUUUUAACGAGACAAAUUUUAACGAGAUAAAUUUUCAUGAGAAAGUUUAACGAUGAAUCGUAAACGUAUUGGUAAAAACCGCUUGAUCCGUUUUUUUUUUCUUUUCUGAAACAUCCUUAAGUGCUAUUUAUGUCAUCGGAGUUUUUCCUGGAGUCGAUUUUCCUCGAAAGCAAUGGCGAAUUACCGAGGUCUUACACUUUGCCGGGAGACUUCUCGUAAGUAGAAGUGUCAUCAAGAAUUUCUGAGUGGUUUAAAGUUCACUUAAAACUCAAAAAUUUUCCGAAAGUAUAUACUCUCGAACUGCCACAGAGAAUGGCAAUUGUUUCACGACAAAGAAAAAACUUAUUAUGACGUAUCUGAUAUUUGAUGCUUUCGCGGUGUGUUGUAUUAACAUUCGAAGAUAUUUUUCAGGUUUGAAUCGCGUUCAAGUCAUUUUUAUAUCGACGUUUCGUAAACAUAAAUGUUGGUGUAAAAAUAACACUAACGCGGUUCGAACCCGAAAAAAACAUCUUCGAAUAUUACGACAUACGGAUCAUUUGGUGUCUCGAUUUUAUUUUAUUACUAAAGUUGUGUAUGCAAAGUUAUAAAAGUUAAAUAAAAAAAACCUACUGUGUAUUA
This is a messenger RNA of Pseudomyrmex gracilis, 2292 nucleotides long. It is a transcript of the gene Idgf4, whose product is annotated as chitinase-like protein Idgf4. Lineage: Eukaryota; Metazoa; Arthropoda; Insecta; Hymenoptera; Formicidae. Gene Ontology annotation, biological process: chitin catabolic process; carbohydrate metabolic process. The record is from RefSeq and is a predicted model, not a curated record. The transcript is spliced from 7 exons. Bases 121 to 1464 code for a protein of 447 amino acids. Gene Ontology annotation, cellular component: extracellular region. Gene Ontology annotation, molecular function: chitin binding.